Ananas comosus (pineapple) is the source of this 367-nucleotide messenger RNA. RefSeq names its product chaperone protein dnaJ 6-like. The transcript has 3 exons. NCBI's taxonomy places the organism in Eukaryota, Viridiplantae, Streptophyta, Magnoliopsida, Poales, Bromeliaceae. The record is from RefSeq and is a predicted model, not a curated record. The coding region runs from base 45 to 299 and encodes 84 amino acids.
UGUCUCUUUCCUUCCAAUCGAUCACCUUCUCGUUCUCGCGCGAAAUGGAGCGUAAGAAGAGACCUAGGGUUUCCAAAGGCGAUGAGAAGCAACAUCGAGAAAAGGUCCGCGACGAAGAAUCCAUGGAUGCAGAGGAGAGCCUCUACGAGAUCCUUGGUAUGGAAAGAACAGCCUCACAACAAGAAAUCAAGAAGGCGUACUACAAGUUGGCCUUGCACCUCCACCAGAUAAGAAACGUCGGGACAAGGAAGCCAAAGAAAAGUUUCAGAUUUACAGAAUGUUAUGUCAGUUCUUGGUGAUGAGGAGAAACAGGCAAUAUAUGAUCAAACUGGUUGUGUUGACGAUGUUUUUUUUUUUAAAGAAAGGG